AUGACGACUGAUAGAAAAUGGGCGGACUUCGAGUUGGAGGACGACGGCGACUUGGGGGAACUCGCGCCUACCCCUGGGGGCUUCGAGACAAGACCUGAUAGUGACGGCAUUAAGACUAUUACUAAUUAUGUACAAAAUGCUAAAGGAGAAACCCUUAAGAUAGUGAAGCGGGUUAAAGUGACUAAGGUUGUACACCGCAUAAACAAAGCAGUAUAUGAGAGGAAGAACAUUCCUCUCUUUGGCCUCGAGGCAGCAGAGGGAAGCGCUGGAAAGGCAUUUACCGUCAGAUCUGUGGAGGACAUUCCCUUAGAGAUAUCUAAGGAGACGAUGUUAAGGGCAAAAUUCAAAGAAGAUGAAGAUGAUGAAGAUAUACAGUUUGCUGAUUUAAAUCCAGCAAAAACUUCGCGGGAUUUACGACAAAAAUUCUUGUCUCUUCAAAACGAGGACGAACCGGUACAGCAGCAGCAACAGCAGGAGCAGCAGCAGCAACAGCAGCAGCAGAAGUAG
Molecule: messenger RNA, 507 nt
Organism: Eimeria maxima
Lineage: Eukaryota; Apicomplexa; Conoidasida; Eucoccidiorida; Eimeriidae
Product: Eukaryotic translation initiation factor 3, putative
Exons: 5
Coding region: 1-507 (168 amino acids)
Source: RefSeq, a predicted model, not a curated record